Varanus komodoensis (Komodo dragon) is the source of this 1407-nucleotide messenger RNA. RefSeq names its product dynein axonemal assembly factor 3 (gene DNAAF3). NCBI's taxonomy places the organism in Eukaryota, Metazoa, Chordata, Lepidosauria, Squamata, Varanidae. Gene Ontology annotation, biological process: motile cilium assembly; axonemal dynein complex assembly. The transcript has 12 exons. The record is from RefSeq and is a predicted model, not a curated record.
AUGACAGCAGUCGGUAGUGGCAAUGGUUUUGGCACCACAGCCUGGUGGGGCUUUUCUCCAGCACUUGACUUGCAAUCCAUAUGUAGCAUGUAAACUUCCCUAGAAUGUCUUCAGCUGUCCCAGGAAGAUGUCCCUAAAAUGAACAUCCUACUUGUAGGAUCGAUAGAUGCUCGUCAUAUCCUCAAGACUUUGAGUCAGACACACCUAUGGCCACAGAGGAAAAUCAGUUUCUUCGUGCUGGAGAACAAUCUGGAGGCCCUGGCCCGGCAGCUGCUGUUCCUGAGUCUGGCUCUGGAGCCUGCAGAGAAGAUGGGGCUGCAAGAGAAGAGUGAGACAUUCCUUGAGCUGAUGGGGAACACGCUGCUUCGAAGCCAGACAGCUGCCUACCUGCAGGAGAAGGCAGACCUCUUUAUACGUUAUGUCACAGACCUUGAUUUUCAGCAGACACACCUACCCACCUUGGACUUGUCUAACCUCAAGUUCAAGGAGCGGGACCAGUUGGAGGCCAUCUUCCGGUUCUGGAGGAAUCCUGACCCACAAGCUUUCCAGAUCAAGCGGCUCUGGGAUCUGCGACUCCGACAGUACCUGGGCACCCGCUAUGACUCCCGCCGUGGGGUGUGUGACUGGGAUCUCACCAUGAAGCUGCAUGAACAUGGGGCCAAAGUAAUAAACUUCCGUGAGUAUUUCCAGUGGCGUGACACAGGUGUGGCCUUUGAAAUGCGGGAAGCCACCUACGAUGUCCCCAACAAGACCUUGGCAUCUGGGCGUCUCCUAAGACACAAAGGGGAGCCAGUGCCAGCUCGGGGAUACUGGGGCGACAUAGCCACGAGCCCCUACAUCACAUUUGGAAUUGAGGCUGAAGAUCCUGAGCUGCUGAAAACAACCAAUGGCCUGCCCAGUAAGAGUGCCCAGGAAAUCUCCUUGCAUAAUGUCACUGCCCUCUUGUAUGAGCUCUUUUAUCACACCCGCUAUGACCCACCGGCACCCUCAGAGGGCAAAGGCGGUGGUGGCGACGAGCUUGGUGGCAGUGGUGCGUGUCCCCAGCCAGAUGCUACCAGUGGCCCUCCCACUGCAGAAGACGUCCGAGUCUAUUUCUUGCCUCUCAACUGCCUCUCUGAGCUCCAUCACAAAUGCAAAUACCAAAAGCUCUUCGACCUCAUCUUCUUCUCUUGCAGCAUGGUGCACUUCCUAAAACCAAAUGUGAAUCUGCUGUCAGCCCCAAAAGCCACUCUCAUUGUUGAACUGACAGACUUCCUGCCUGAUCUUCGCAAGGAGCAGGUGUCUGAGUUCUCCUCCCGAGUAUCCAGCCUGGCAGUGGAGGCGGGAUUUGUGCCUGUCCAAACCACAGACAAAAAACCAUUUUCCUUGUUCCAGCUUGAGGACCAGGAAGCUUUGGAUCCACAAUGA